Molecule: messenger RNA, 4262 nt
Organism: Sebastes umbrosus (honeycomb rockfish)
Lineage: Eukaryota; Metazoa; Chordata; Actinopteri; Perciformes; Sebastidae
Gene: ecel1
Product: endothelin-converting enzyme-like 1
Exons: 19
Coding region: 391-2814 (807 amino acids)
Biological process (GO): protein processing
Cellular component (GO): plasma membrane
Molecular function (GO): metalloendopeptidase activity
Source: RefSeq, a predicted model, not a curated record
UCCCGGUGUGUGUGGAUCUCCGGAGGGGAACAGGAUAAUCCAGUCGGACCUUCAGUGGAGAGGAUCUCCGCUAGACGCACUCAGAGAGCAAAAAGGCACUUUUACGUUCCCACGGGGGAUUUUGAUUUACUCGCCACAGGUCACCUGUAACUGGUUGGAGAGAAAGAGGAGAGGAGAGCAAAUGGAAAGGGAGCAGAGAGAAAGAGGAUGAGAGAAAGAGAGUGGGAGCUGGACCCAUGAGAUUCCUCAUGCACAAUGGGAGCACCUCGCUCUGUCGGCUUUUGAUUUGAAAAGAAUAAAGGGGACUUUGCCUAAAGAGGGCCAACAGGAUUUUGACAUCACUUCAGUGUUCUGCCCUUUGCACUUCUUACCUGGGGACAGUCCAUUGCCAUGGAGAAGACAUACUCACUAACUGCCCACUAUGAUGAGUUCCAGGAAGUGAAAUAUGGUGGUCGCUAUAGCAGCGACAUCCUCAGCAAUGGCAUGACCCUUCACCUGGGAGGCAGCCUGGAUCGUCAUAUGGGGCGUGGCCGGGGAGGGACCACGUCAAACGGUCGAAACAGAGAUCUAAGCAGCACCAGCAGCAGCGGAGGGCUUCCUCGGUGGAGCCGGAGGGAGAUCUGCCUCCUCUCUGCUCUGGUCUUUGCAGCAGGCAUGUGCGUCAUCUUAGGCAGCAUGCUGGCACUCAAGUACAUUUCCCUGGACGCCCAGCAGGAUCCACAGUGCCGACAGGACUGUCAACGCAAGCGCUCCCUGCUGCGGGCGGCACGCUUCAUUCAGGCCAAUAUUGACCCAACCAUCCAACCCUGCCAGGACUUCUACUCCUUCGCCUGUGGUGGCUGGCUGAGGCGCCACGGCAUCCCCGAGGACAAGCUCAGCUACGGCAUCAUCACCGCCAUAGGAGAGCACAAUGAGGAGAAACUGCAGCGCCUCUUGCUGGAGCCGAUACGAACGCGCGGCCCCGACUCUGCGGAGCGCAAGGUCAAGGAGUUCUAUCGAUCCUGCGUCAACAUCCAGGAGAUCGACAAGCUGGGCUCUGACCCCAUGACGGAUGUGAUAGACAGCUGUGGGGGGUGGGACCUGGUGGGGGCUCCUCCCGGUGCUGCUGGGUGGGAGAGAGAGGGCGCACCGCUGAGACCUGACUUCAAUGAGCUUCUGUACAGGACCCAGGGUGUAUACAGCACCAACGUCUUCUUCUCCCUCACUGUCAAUGUGGACGACAAAAACUCCUCCAGGAAUGCAAUCAGGAUUGAUCAGGAGGGGCUCACGCUGCCGGAGAGAAGCCUCUACCUGGGACAGGAUGAGGACAGCGUGAAGAUCCUGGCGGCGUACAAGGCCCUGAUGGAGCGCUUGCUGAGCAUGCUGGGAGCUCACAACGCCACGCAGAAGUCCAAGGAGAUUAUACAGCUGGAGACGCGUCUGGCCAAUAUCACUGUGUCAGAAUAUGAUGACCAAAGAAAGGACAUCAGCACCAUGUAUAACCGCAUCACCCUCAGGCAGCUACAGCGCAUCGCUCCCAGUCUUCACUGGAAACGCUUGCUGGACAGAAUCUUCUACGACAACUUCACAGAAGACGAAGAGAUCGUGGUGCUCGCCACCGAUUACAUACAGAAAGUCUCUGACAUCAUCAAGACCACUUCGAAAAGGGUUCUGCAUAACUACAUGCUGUGGCGCAUUGUGGCGGCGCUAAGUGAACAUCUGUCCACCGCCUUCCGCAGCACCAUCCACGAGUUUUCUCGGGAGAUCGACGGCACCGAGCAGCAGCUGGAGCUGGGCAGGCUCUGCCUCACUCAGGCAAAUAAACACUUCGGCAUGGCCCUGGGAGCCCUGUUUGUCCAGCAACACUUCUCCUCACAGAGCAAGGCCAAGGUACAGGAGCUGGUAGAGGACAUAAAGCACUCCCUGGACCUCCGGCUGCAGGAGCUGGACUGGAUGGAUGAAGCCACCAAAGAGGCUGCCAGAGCAAAGCUGAAGCACAUGAUGGUGAUGACAGGAUACCCAGACUUCCUGCUCAAACCUGAGCUCAUAGAUCAAGAAUAUGCGUUCGUUGUGGACGAGAAGACCUAUUUCAAGAACAUCCUCAACAGCAUCAAGUUCAACAUCAAGCAGUCAGUCAAGAAGAUCCGGGAAGAAGUGGACAAGACAGCGUGGCUUCUCCCCCCUCAGGCCCUUAAUGCCUACUACCUCCCUAACAAGAACCAAAUGGUCUUUCCUGCCGGCAUCCUUCAGCCCACUCUCUACAACCCUGAGUUCCCACAGUCUCUGAACUAUGGAGGAAUAGGAGCGAUCAUUGGCCAUGAGCUAACACAUGGAUAUGAUGACUGGGUGAUGCAAUGGUUCAUGUCCCUAGGGGGCCAGUAUGACCGCCAUGGCAACCUCAAACAGUGGUGGACGGAGGAGUCCUACAGAAAGUUCCAGAAGAAGGCUGAAUGUAUCGUCAAGCUCUACGAUAACUUCACGGUUUAUAACCAGAGGGUGAAUGGUCGUCUGACACUGGGGGAGAACAUCGCAGACAUGGGAGGGCUCAAGCUGUCGUACUUUGCGUAUCAGAAGUGGGUGAGGGAACACGGUCCAGAGAGGCCCCUGCCUGGACUCAAAUACACACACGAACAGCUGGUCUUCAUUGCCUUUGCACAGAACUGGUGUAUGAAGAGAAGAUCUCAGUCCAUCUACUUGCAGCUGCUGACUGACAAACAUGCACCAGAGCAUUACAGAGUGAUUGGCAGUGUUUCCCAGUUCGAUGAGUUUGCCCGUGUUUUCCACUGUCCAAAGAGUUCCCCAAUGAACCCCGUGGACAAAUGCUCCGUGUGGUGACCUCGCCACGCCCACCUGUUGACCUUGGGAUGAACUUCAUCUUCACAGCCCCCACUUCCCACCCAUCACACAACCUGUCCUACAUCACACAUUCAUCAGAGCCAACAGGAUGAUACCGAGUGCAUAAAGCCUAUUCUUGCCUAUAGAAGAUACAGGAAGGAAAUGUAUCUUUUCAACAUUAUCUGUACACAUGUUUUCAAUUAGGAAGUUUAUACAACUGUCCAUUGUCUGUACUAACCAAUCUAAAGCAUGGGUCACGUGACCAUUGAUAUGUAUAUUAUUUGAUUAUAUAUAUUUUUCUAUGUUCAAAUUUACUUUCAAAUCAUCUAUUUUUCUAUUUUAGCAGAAAUAUCACGCAGAUUAUGCAUAGAAUUCAUAAGCUAUUUGUUUUUUAAUUAAGCAACAUAUUUCCUCAAUUGUUUCUCUUCUUUGUAGCAUCAAGUAGAAAAAACUUCAGUAAAUCAGACGAUGAAAGAUUGGCCGCAACAGUGAUUUCAGUCCCUGUCCAAUUUAAAAUUAACUGAGAUCAGUAGCAUCCUUGUGCCUGCCAAAACGCUGAUGUCUUUUCAGUUUGGUGUUUGGAGUUUGAUUUGUCUCGCAAUGCUGCGCUCUUGUGGCCGCGGAGAGCAAUGGUCACUGUUCAGCCGUCAUGACUGUUGUGUUGUUUGCCUGCAUUGGUCUCUUGUUAAUGUGAGUGUUUGUACGGUUUUUAAGAUUUGUCAACUUUUUUUAGAAAACAGAAGGUGGACUCACGGCGGAUGUUUUUCUCAGGAUUUGUAGCAAAGCGCGGCGCCAAAUGGAGGAUCUUUGCAUCUAUCUACAUUCAACUCUUCAGUCUACAGUACAAUCACAAAGGAGCUGGUAUAUUUAUCAAACAUUGGAUUGAAAAAAAGAGAAAAGAAGAACAAUUUGACCCUACUGGAUGAUCUGAUUUGAGAACCCUUUCUACUGGAAACGGAAGAACCUGUCUGCUAUUGGAUUAUUCAAAUCUCUGUAUUUCCUAAUGAACCUGAGUGAUCUUAUACAACCUGGGAUUCAACGAGAGGGAGAGCGUGAAGACGCGAUAUAUUUACAGUUAACUCACCAAAUAACAAGCCGACACUCUGUACAUAAGAAAGUGCAACUAUGGUAGAUGGAGAAUCAUACAUUUGUACGAAGUGUUAUUUCAAAAAAAAUACUUUUGUAUAAACAAUCUGCAUUGUUACAAAAAAAUAUGACUCUUUGUACAGUGGAGAAGUAUAUGGUUAUGGUUGUACAGUUUGUUUUGAUGAGAGCGCAUGUUUCCCUCCUGACCAUCAUUAAAUUCGGAUCGAUAUAGAUGGAGGACAUCACACACACACACACACACACAAGUCUGACUCUAUAGCUGCUAUUUCACACAUGGCUGCUAUCUCUUCCUCUCUGUUGGUCAUCGUUUAAUGUUUGAAUAAACACAAAGGAUCACUGUG